GGGGUCGGCGGCCGGGGCGCGGGGCCGGGCAGCCGACUCGGCACCUGCAGCGGAGCCGUGACCCCGGGCCUGACUCGUGCGCUUUGCCUUGGCAGGCGAUCGCCGCGUGAGCGCCCAUGACCUACCAGCGGGACGACUUCCUGAAGGAGUACAUCAGGAUGAUGACCAACAUGGUCAUCCUGAGCCUACUCAUCUGCAUCUCCCUGGUCUUCUGGAUCAUCUCCAUCACGGCCAGCACCUACUACGGUACUUUACGGCCAAUUUCUCCCUGGCGUUGGCUUUUUUCAAUUGUGUUUCCACUACUGAUUUCUUCACAAGGGUAUAAAAAAAAGAGUCUUGAUCACAGUGGAGCUCUGGGAGGAUUAGUGGUUGGGUUUAUCCUAACAGUUGCAAAUUUCAGCUUCUUCACUUCCUUGCUCAUGUUUUUUGUUACUUCUUCAAAACUUACUAAAUGGAGAAAAGGUGCCAAGAAGCAAAUAGAUUCAGAAUACAAGGAAGGUGGGCAGAGGAAUUGGGUGCAAGUAUUCUGUAAUGGUGGUGUGCCUACAGAGCUGGCACUGCUGUAUAUGAUAGAAAAUGGACCAGGUGAAAUUCCAAUAGAUUUUUCCAAGCAUUACACAGCAUCGUGGAUGUGUCUUUCCCUUUUGGGUGCUUUGGCAUGCUGUGCUGGUGAUACAUGGGCUUCAGAGAUUGGCACUGUCCUAAGUAAAAGUGAACCAAGAUUAAUAACAACAUGGGAAAAGGUACCAAUAGGUACCAAUGGAGGAAUUACUGUAAUUGGCCUUAUUUCAAGUUUGCUUGGUGGAACAGUAGUAGGAGUGGCUUACUUCAUUACACAACAGAUUUUUGUGAGUGAUCUGGAUAUAUCUGCUCCACAGUGGCCAGUCAUUAUGUUUGGAGCAGCAGCUGGUUUACUAGGUUCAAUCGUUGAUUCAUAUUUAGGAGCUACAAUGCAAUAUAGUGGUUUUGACAAGCGUAUUGGCAUGGUUGUCAACCACCAAACAAAAGACUCAGAGCACAUAUCUGGAAAACCUAUACUAGACAACAACGCAGUGAACCUCUUUUCUUCCGUAGUCAUUGCUUUGUUGCUACCUGGUAUAGCAUGGGGUUUUUGGCCAAGAGGAUGAAACAUCAUAAUUUUUUUAUAUGUGGUUCAAAUCUUACUCGGAAAUUUCUCCGCAGAGCACUAUUUUUGCCUUACGGAGGGAAGGGGUCUGUAACCUUUACAGAGCCAUAAGGGCUUAACUUCCUUAAGCGGUAAGUUUCAUGUAACAGCCACCAUCUGUCUGGGCAAAGGUGAUGGCCUUUUAAUAACCAGUCAGUACAGCUUCUUAACUGAACAUAGAUCACUACUGUGUGACAUGAAGUACUUCAUCAGUCACACUUCUGAUGAUGAAUACUUGGCCUGCAAAUCAGUUCUGGUACCCAGAAGCUGGGAAAGGGAGAGACUGGAUAAUGAACCAUUGCCACUAUUCACCAAGCCAGACCGAACGCUACGUAACUUCUUAAAAGUUCAUAAUAGUACAGAUGAAAUCACUGAAUUUAGGUUUAGUACAUAUUUUCCAUCAUCUGCUAAGUUUUAUAGAAACAAGCUAAUGUACUUUAAUUGUACUUUAAUAAGCAACAUUGCCCAUUCUGUGUUUUGAUACUUUUACCAAUAAGAUGACCAAUAAGAUGACCCUUGUCCUUGCUUUUUUUCUUGACAGCCUAUUUGACUUGUAUAAAAUGGGGUUAUAAAGCUUACAUUAGCAAUACCAUGAGGUACUUCUUAUCAAAUUAAAUUACUGAUAUUUAAAUUUAGAGUACAAUUUUAAUUAAAACUCAUCUGUUUAGAAAAGGUGAAUAUUGCUACUGAAAGUCUAAAAUUAUAUAUUAGAAUUAUACUCGGUUUUUUCACCACAUGAUACUCUUCAUGUCUGUUCCGAGUAGUGCAAUUUUUGUUGCUGUUGUUGGGUCCCCAGUAAUGCAACAUAUCUGUUUAGUGCUAAAUAAACUUCACACUGGAAAUGGAAUGGUGUGAAGACCUUUACCUUUACCAGCUUUCAAUUCUGUCUUCCAGUGGCAGGCUAAAGAGAUUUUCAGUUGAUACGGUAAAUAAAGGAUCUGAUUCUAUAACUAGGUUGCAUGCACUGCCCACCUCCAUCCCUUUGCUGGAUCUGACCCAUAAGACCUUACCAACUAUUUUUCCAGUUUGAGUGAGAUUACCCGUUCCAGUGAUAAUUCCCAAUUUGAAAGUGUAGGAGAUCUCAAACCAGUAGCAUCAUUUAAAGCAAAAUUAAAUAAAUGUGAUCACUUCGUCUCAAUGUUUCUGUUGAAAGGCACUGAAACAAAAAGCAUAAAUGCUCUUAUUGCUUAGCUGUAUUUUUACUGUAAAUAGACAGGUUUUUCUUCAUGCAUAGUUGGGAUUUUCUACUGCGUCUAAAUAGACAGUCACAUUUUUUUUCUCUUGUUAAGUGGUGUUAAGCAUCCAAGGAGGACUUGGGAUGAUGGCGAUGUUCUGAGAUGACUUACUUUCAGUUUAAAUGUGUUAUUGUCUGGUGUGUUGUUUCAGGGAUCAAAGGUUUAUUUUUAAACCCUUAAGUAAGCAUUUAACCAAGUUUUCACUGAUAUCUGAUAUGGGCAUGUGUGGUGUUUUAGUUAACACUGGAAACACAACCAUAACAUUAAAAUGAGCUUUCCAAAACAGUAUGAAAUGUCUUGAUUUCUAUUAUAUAAAUUUAAUAAAGUUUUAAGAAGUCAUUUGGAAGCUUGCAGCAGGGUUGGAAUUUUCAGAAGUGCUUAAUGCUUGGUGUCUUAACUUUUCCAGUGAGGGGAGUUAAGUUUAUGUGGAGUUAUCUUGAAAUUCCCACUCAGAAAUCUCUAGUGUUGUAGAAGAACCCAACCAUUCUUUAGCUUUACAGAAAAUUACAUUGCCUUGGCAGGAUGACAUUACACUGAAUAGAACAUAACUGUUCACAUUAAUGUGUUGUAUUUAACUUAUGUUCCAUAAAAGCGACCCAGAAAGCUUAGUCUAUCUGAAAGGGGGAAAUGUAGGCAUUCUAAGAAAAUUAGAUGUAAGUGACUUGGUGCCUGUAAACUAGUUUAUGUCACUGAGAGCUGUUCCAAAAAAAAAGUUGAGGCAAUACUGCAGAAGAUGUCUGGAUAUAAACAGAGACUAUAUAUAUAUAUAUAUAUAUGAAAGUAAAAGGGAAGGUAAUAAAAGGGAAGCAGAUAAGGGAAGGAGAGGAUGAAAGAUUAUUAAUAGAAAUAAAUUGGGCCUGUUUCCCCCUCUCCCCCCCCCCCCCCAAUCAGCUUACAUUUCACUUACUUUGAAAUAUCUGAAUAUUUGUUUUGCUUCAAUAUGUGUAUGGUUAGUUUUUUAUAUUAAUCUGGCACUAAUUUUCUUAAUGAACUGGCAUGUUAAUUCACAAACGACUCCUUGAGUCCUUUGGUCAGAUUUCCUUAAACUAAAAAAUUCUGAUUGGAAAGUGUAGAGCCUUAUUCUCUGUAUGAUUUUAUGGAUUAUGUAUGUUCAAGUAAAUGUGUUAUUUUUCAGUGUUUAAAUAGUAAUUUUUCUUAAUAAACAUGUGCAAUUCA
Alligator mississippiensis (American alligator) is the source of this 3576-nucleotide messenger RNA. RefSeq names its product transmembrane protein 19 (gene FAABTP). Lineage: Eukaryota; Metazoa; Chordata; Crocodylia; Alligatoridae. The coding region runs from base 117 to 1127 and encodes 336 amino acids. Gene Ontology annotation, cellular component: membrane. The record is from RefSeq and is a predicted model, not a curated record. The transcript is spliced from 6 exons.